AUGCUUUAUGAGGCACUGUCGCGCAUCAUUGGGGACAUGUGCGUCCGCUUGGGGGUGCCGCUCACUCUUCGUUGCAUCUCUCUGCUGCUGGAUAACGUGAUUAAUGAGGACGUAUUAGAGGCGGCUUGCCAGCGCAUGAUUGAGGAGGGCAAGCUGAUUCAGGUUGACAAGGAUUCUUACACAACGCGCAACAUGCGCUUUGCGUGUCGCGUCAACCUCCUGAUCAGUCGUGAGUACCAGCGAUUGGGAAUGACGCUCCUUCACACAGACGGGGACUCGGCGGUGCGGUAUAUACCCGCCGGCGCAGAGCACCGCUUCUUGGAAGUGAAGCCUUCUUCCAUUGGUGCUCAUGCUGGCCUUGGCCUUUUCCUGCGUUCAACCCGGCGCGUGCCGCAAGGCUGCAUCCUCUGCGAGUACCGUGGGCGCAUCCUCACCUCUGCAGCCAGCAGCGUGGCGAAGGGACUGUACGUGGUGCGAGUGCGCUCCAGCGGCACGUUUAUUGACGGCGUUACAACUACCGGCGAGCACCUUUCACUCGCUACCUUUAUCAAUGACCAUGGCCCUCUGAGGGCGAAUGCACAGCUAAUGGAAUACGACUCCCACUCAGGUCGUGUGUUCAUUGUUGCGAUCCGCGACAUAGCUCCUGCUGAGGAGAUCUUCGUCUUGUAUGGCGCCACGUACUGGGGCUUCUCGUCCUACGAGGAACUCAAGCAGCACUUGAGGCCGCCGUCUACGCCCGCCGCCAAGGCCGCGACGGCACUGAGUCAGGUGUCCAAGUGCCGAAAGUGUGGCGAGACCGUGCCGUGGCGGGCUGUGCGGCUCCACAGCGACGUCUGCGGCGAUCCGCUCACGUCGAUAUUGCUGCUAAACCUUGACUGUCUUCCGCGAAGCGAGUACACGGUUGUCUGCACGGCUGGCCGCAUCCUCGCCGGCGAGCGUGUGCGUGCUUUUCACAAAGCAACGUCACUCGUGAGCCUGUCAGACCCGCAGACGUUGGCACACACCUUCGAGGACAUUGUACAGGACCUGGAGUUUUGCUUCCCCGCUGAGGCUGAAGGAGAGGGCUCGUCGUAG
This is a messenger RNA of Leishmania braziliensis MHOM/BR/75/M2904, 1074 nucleotides long. RefSeq lists its product as hypothetical. The transcript has a single exon. The record is from RefSeq and is a predicted model, not a curated record. NCBI's taxonomy places the organism in Eukaryota, Euglenozoa, Kinetoplastea, Trypanosomatida, Trypanosomatidae. Gene Ontology annotation, molecular function: protein binding. The coding region runs from base 1 to 1074 and encodes 357 amino acids.